Messenger RNA from Mus musculus (house mouse), 1956 nucleotides. RefSeq names its product predicted gene 8108. Bases 1114 to 1956 code for a protein of 280 amino acids. Lineage: Eukaryota; Metazoa; Chordata; Mammalia; Rodentia; Muridae. The transcript has 8 exons. The record is from RefSeq and is a predicted model, not a curated record.
UCCCCGCCUCCCUAUCCCGGCCCAGGUUCCGUGCAGGAAGCGGUCCGGGAUGAGGUCCCCAGCUGCUUCCCAGCCGGGACAGCGCUUCCUCCCGCGCCCUGGCUCCUCCUUGCUCGCCGCCUGAAGCGCCUUUGUCCUGUCGGCCUCUGGGUCCUGAGAGGACCAUUUCCGUGCUUCAUCCUUUUCUCAGCUUUGCACUUUAUUCCCUAGAGUGGCAUGGAGGCCAGGGAAGUGGAGGGGGCUGGGUUGCGCGGUCAGCGGAUGGCAUGGGGAGGGGACGGGGCUCACCUCUUGACCGCGCGCUGGCAGUCACCUGGACACCUGGACACGCAGGUUCCCGAGGACCGCCGCCUGGGAAGGCCCGCGGCUGCCAGAAGCCCAGAGCCACGCCUCUGACUCCGGUGGCCUUGGCUGCCCUGAACUGUUCCGAGGGUCAAGGACCUGGCCAGGGAUCCAGCCCCAGAUAACUUCGCUUUCGCCUGGAUCUCACAGCACACGCCACGCACAGAUUGAGUCACUUUAGGGGCUCAGAGUGUUGCGUGUGAGAAGAUGAGAGUCGGGGUCUUUGGAUUUAUUCCUUAAAAUCCAUUAACUUAUUUCUUGCACCUCAAACUGAACCUUCUGUUAUCCAUCCAUCCCUUCAGGGAUUCCUCGCAGGAAUCCCCGCCCUGCGUAGACCCUUGUAAUCUUGAGUGGGCAAUGAAUUUUGGCUCUGCAUACCCUAUCUAUGUAUUUCUUACUCAUUUUUGAUUGACAUUGUGAACUGUCUCAAAAGCCUGGUCCAAAAUUUCUGGCUUCAUCCAUGCUGAGGUGCUGUUCUGAUGAGGUUUUCCCAGGGACUUCCUGAGUGUGCUCAGGUGCGCCCUCUGCCUGUUGAGAGCUUGUAGGUCAGGGGCCAGGCUUGCUUCUCCUUUUCCUACCCUUAGACUUCCAGCCAUUUUGCCAGGGUACAAUUCACUGCCUCCUGCUUCCUGACCUUUCACGAGUGUCCUUCGACUUUGAUCCAUCUGCCACUGCGUUUGUUUUUAAAAUCUUCAGUACUCGUCUCGCAACAUGAACGUUUAAAGCUAAAACCUUCACAGAGAUGUGAGAUGGAGCAGGAGCAGUGGCUAAAUGUUGAACUCUUCAAAACUUGGCGUAUGGGCUGCUGGUGUACCACCAUCAUCCCCAACACUCCUGUUCAGAAGAUGGGUGAGGAAAGUGGAAAGUCUAAUCAGUCAGCCGAUGACCAGUGGGAAAAAUGAGCUACAAGAUCACCUGAUCUUCAUCAGUGAGAAAGCUUUGCACAAGAGGCUAUUUCAGAAAGAGAAUGGCGAUGAAGGAGAGACCAGACCAACAGAGAAGGAAGAGGGAAUCCUUUCUCAUGAAAAAGGAAGAAGGAAAUGGUUAUGGAGAAGGCACAGGUCUGCUAGAAAUACUUCAACCCAAAAUUCCAAAAUGACUAAGAAGAGAUCAAAAAGAAAUGAACUAGAAGAACUGAAAUUGGAUAUGAGGAAGAUCAGCAAUGACAUGGAGGAAAUGUGUGGAAUCCUGAACCUUUACAUGUAUGAGGAUUUGAACUACAGGAUGAACACUGAAUUCAACAUCAUUAAAUCACAACAUGAGAAGACAAUGUUGGAUAUGAAUAAAAUGAUCCAGUCCAUAAUUGGUUCCAUACAGUACUCCAAGGAACUGAUAGAAGAUAACUAUUCCUACAGCAUUAAGGAGGACCACCUCCUCCGUGAGUGCACUCAACUCCACGAAAACGUAAGGAUAUUACUGAAUGAGAACAGAAGGCUGCUGGUGGAGCAGGCUGGCCACAAGUGUCCUGUGGGGAAGAAAAGAGGUUCUCUGAGGAGGCCAGCAAGAACAUCUGUGUCCCAAGUGCCAAGGAACACCAGUCCAGCAGAAAGCAGAACAUGGCACAGACCACGACAUGAUCUCCCUCAAAGAGAAGUGCUGGAGGAAGAGCACUGA